Molecule: messenger RNA, 788 nt
Organism: Myripristis murdjan (pinecone soldierfish)
Lineage: Eukaryota; Metazoa; Chordata; Actinopteri; Holocentriformes; Holocentridae
Product: gastrula zinc finger protein XlCGF71.1-like
Biological process (GO): regulation of transcription by RNA polymerase II
Molecular function (GO): RNA polymerase II cis-regulatory region sequence-specific DNA binding; DNA-binding transcription factor activity, RNA polymerase II-specific
Source: RefSeq, a predicted model, not a curated record
ACGAGAGUCCACACAGGAGAGAAACCAUUCAGCUGCUCAAUUUGUGGUAAGAGUUUUUCACAUAAAGGUGUUUUAAAUAGACACAUGAAAGUCCACACAGAUAAACCAUUUAACUGCUCAGAAUGUGACAAAACUUUUACAGACAAACAACGCUUAAACAUUCACAUGAAAGUCCACACAGGAGAGAGACGAUUUAGCUGCUCAGAAUGUGACAACUUUUCAGAUAAGCAUGUCUUACACCAACACAUGAGAGUCCACACAGGAGAGAAACCAUUUAGCUGCUCAGUUUGCCAUCAAGAUUUUAGAGAUCAAACUAGCUUUAAAGUACACAUGAGAAUCCACGCAGGAGAGAGACCAUUUAGCUGCUCAGAAUGUGACAAACGUUUUAAACGUAAAAGUAACUUGGACACACACAUGCAAGUCCACACAGGAGAGAAACCAUUUAGCUGCUCAGAAUGUGACAAAAGAUUUUCAUCUCAAUAUAACUUGAAGAUUCACAUGAGUGUCCACACAGGAGAGAGACCAUUUAACUGCUCAGAAUGUGACAAAAGAUUUUCAUGUCAAUAUAACUUGAAGCUUCACGAUGUCCACACAGGAGAGAGACCAUUCAGCUGCUCAGAAUGUCAUAAAACUUAUAGUGUUAAAACUAACUUAAAAGUACACAUGAGACUCCACACAGGAGAGAAACAUUUAGCUGCUCAGAAUGUGACAAAAGCUUUUCAGAUAAGCAUGUCUUACACAGGCACAUGAGAUUCCACACAGGAGAGAGACCGUUCAGCUGCAGUGUG